CCAGCCCAACCAAGCCCAGACCCCCCUACCAGCCCUCUGCCCCUGUCCGCCUCUCCCAGACGCAUGAUGGAGAAGUCCUGGAGGUUAUGGGGUCCGCUGGGGCGCUGCCUGCGGUCGACGGGCUCCUGGCUGUGGGACGCGUGUCGCAUCUCCCUCCUGGCUCUCAUCCUCACCUUCCACCUGUACGGGGGCUUCCUGCUGCUGGGCCUGAUCCUGUGUUCGGUGGCCGGCAUCCUCUACAAGUUCCAGGACGUGCUGCUCUACUUCCCCGACCAGCCCUCGUCCUCGCGCCUCUACGUGCCCGUGCCCACGGGCAUCCCGCACGAGAGCGUCUUUGUGCGCGCCAAGGACGGCGUGCGGCUCAGCCUCAUCCUGCUCCGCUACACGGGCGACCCUGCCACCGUCGUCUCCGCUAACAACGCCACCGCCGCUAACAACGCCGCUAGUGGCGCUACCGCCGUCGACCCCACCGCCCCGCCGGCCCCGGCGCCCUGCAUCCUGUAUUUCCACGGCAACGCGGGCAACAUCGGGCACCGGGUGCCCAACGCGCUGCUGAUGCUCGUCAACCUCAAGGCCCACGUGGUGCUGCUGGACUACCGCGGCUACGGCAAGAGCGAGGGCGAGCCCAGCGAGCAGGGCCUGCACCUGGACGCCGAGGCGGCCCUGGACUUUGUCAUGACGCGGCCCGAGGUGGACAAGACCAAGGUGGUGCUGUUUGGCCGCUCGCUGGGCGGCGCCGUGGCCAUCCGGCUGGCGGCGGCCAACCCGCACCGCGUGGCGGCGCUGAUGGUGGAGAACACCUUCCUGAGCAUCCCGCACAUGGCCGCCACGCUCUUCUCCUUCCUGCCCGUGCGCCACCUGCCGCUCUGGUGCUACCGCAACAAGUUCCUGUCCUACCGGCAGGUGACGCAGUGCCGCAUGCCCUCGCUCUUCGUCUCGGGCCUGUCCGACCAGCUCAUCCCGCCCGUCAUGAUGAAGCAGCUGUACGAGCUGUCGCCGGCGCGGACUAAGCGGCUGGGCAUCUUCCCCGAGGGCACGCACAACGACACCUGGCAGUGCCAGGGCUACUUCGCCGCCCUGGAGCAGUUCAUGCGCGAGCUGCUCAAGAGCCACGCCCAGGAGGAGCUGCCCCAGGGCUCGGCCAGCGUCACCAUCAUAUGACCCCCACCGUGAGGCCAGUGAGGGCGGACAGGCAGGGCAGGGCAGGGGGUAUGAUUGAUGGGAUGGAGGUGAGGUGAUGGAGCCAGGUCAUGGGAUGAGGGUGCAACGCGGGUUAUAGGCGCCCGCGCCACAGAGGUUUGUCAGUGUCCCCAUCAUGAUGAUGACCCAUGAUGAUAUCAAUGAUGGCAGACUGUGAUGAUGAUGAUGAUGAUGAUUAUGAUGGGUGGUGGAGAAGGGGUGAUGGGACUACGUCAUGAUGCAGGGGCGUCAGAGGUAAUACCUGUAGUCAACCAUUAUAAUGAUAGUAGAGGUGUUACCAUCUAAUAAUCGGGAUGGCAUCACCAUCUCAUGAUGAUCGAUGGCAAUGAUUGCUGAUCACAGACAGGAGGUGACAAGGUU
Molecule: messenger RNA, 1560 nt
Organism: Engraulis encrasicolus (European anchovy)
Lineage: Eukaryota; Metazoa; Chordata; Actinopteri; Clupeiformes; Engraulidae
Gene: abhd13
Product: abhydrolase domain containing 13
Exons: 1
Coding region: 64-1161 (365 amino acids)
Cellular component (GO): membrane
Molecular function (GO): palmitoyl-(protein) hydrolase activity
Source: RefSeq, a predicted model, not a curated record